Messenger RNA from Musa acuminata subsp. malaccensis (wild Malaysian banana), 979 nucleotides. Its product is annotated as VQ motif-containing protein 4-like. The record is from RefSeq and is a predicted model, not a curated record. Lineage: Eukaryota; Viridiplantae; Streptophyta; Magnoliopsida; Zingiberales; Musaceae.
CCACCUCACAAACCAUUCUACUCUCUCGCUUUCUCCCCUCCCCUCCCCGUACUGUUUGUUCCCCGCUCCUUUUUCCCAGCUUUUCUUUUUCCCUUGCCUGCUUUUGGCUCCUCUCGGUUUCCUUGUUCUUCAAAAGCAACGAGUUUUCCCUCCCCCUGCAUCAAAUGGAAAACCAUUCGAAAGCUCAAGAAACCAACAGCAGCAGUAGCACCAAUUACAGCCGCAACAAUGGAGCAACGACACCAGCAGCAGCUCCGUCACCGUCAUCGCCACCAGCUCUGCCUCCCAAAACCAUUCCGAAAGCCUGCGAGGUGAAUCCGUACCCGACGACCUUCGUCCACGCUGACACCUCCUCCUUCAAGCAGGUAGUCCAAAUGCUCACAGGCUCAGCCGAGACCGUCGCCGCUGCCGCGGCCGCUAGCUCGACGGCACAGAAAGCACCGGUUGCCCCGGCCACCAAGGCUACCGGCCCAAAAAAGCCUGCUUUCAAGCUCUACGAGCGGCGGAACAGCCUCAAGAACCUCAAGGUACUCAGCCCCCUCGUUCCAGCAUUCUUCAACUCCAGCCCCAACCCCAACUCCCUCGUCGCCGCUGCCGGAUUCUCUCCUCGGAAGCAGCCGGAGAUCCUGUCGCCCAGCAUGCUGGACUUCCCUUCGCUGGUGCUCAGUCCGGUGACGCCCUUGAUCCCCGACCCCUUCAACCGGCCGCCGCACCACCCGACUUCGGCGGCUGCCAAAUGGGCGGAGGACCGGGCGAUCGCCGAGAAGGGGUUCUACCUGCAUCCUUCGCCGCGGGCUUCGACGGACGCGGAGCCUCCGCGGCUGCUACCCUUGUUCCCAGUGACAUCUCCCAAGGUCUCGUUCGACUUAUCUCUUGCCGUACCUCACUCCUCCACCAGAUAAGUUUACCUCCAGAAUUGUGUUCGGUCUCUGUACUCGUUUUAGCUUCGAUUGCAUGGGUUUAUUCCUUCGUCCGCGAA